AAAGCAUCAUCAUAGCUUUGUGGGAAACAGCCUAAUUUGUCUUUUACGGUGAGUUGUUUUAAAAUUCAUAUGUCGCCAAUGAUGUGGGGAACAUCGCAGCUCCAUAUCACAUGUUAGUUCCUUGAAAUAGGAGGCAUUAAAAUCAUCCAUUCCAGGCUCCUUUCAUAUAAAAACAUUCUCUAAUGCGAAGAUUUUGCUUUAUGUUUAGGAUUAAAUGGGCACUUCCACCAAACCCAGUAAGGCUUACCGAAUUGUGAUUACUGGGUUUGGUGCUUUCGGCAUUCAUGAAGAAAAUUCUAGUUCAGUUGCGGUUCAAACUCUACGUGAGUUAUGGUUCAACACCGACGAAUUGCAUUCUUGUUCUGUUGAGUUAAUAACAUUUGAGAACGUUCCCGUAACCUAUCGGGAUUGUUUGGAUAUCUCUAACCGUAUAUGGGAUAGCAAUCCGGAUCUUGUGAUUCACGUGGGACUUGAUUCUUCAGCCCGUGCCGUAACCCUGGAGAGUCAAGCGUUCAAUGGUCCAUAUAACAUGCCGGAUGUGGACGGGGAUACUUGCAAAUUUGAUGGCUUGUGUUAUCCCAGCGGAUUGCAGCGUCUCUGCUGCAAAUUAGACUUAUUUCAUUCCUACAACGCACUCACAGAGAAAGGUGUUCCGAUGUGCCUGUCAAACAAUCCCGGGUUGUUUUUAUGCGGUUACAUCUAUUACCUAUCUUUGAGUCACAACACCAGUCGAACAGUCUUCAUUCACGUACCACCCAUUUCAGAAUUAUUCACUCCACUGGGUCUUGCGCAGGCGCUUUUCUCGAUCAUUCAGGACCUUGCCGCUCAACUUCUCAUCCCAAUUCCUGCAGUGUCCCUGUACCAACCAUCAGAUUCUGGUGCUGAACAGUCCAUUCCUUCGUGAUCCCCGCGAUCAUUUACGCAACAUUUAUGCACAUGACGAGUACAUUAUUUAGACUGAUGCUUUUUGACCAAAUUCUAAUAGAUUUAUUUUCAUUCCA
Opisthorchis viverrini is the source of this 1001-nucleotide messenger RNA. RefSeq lists its product as hypothetical. The transcript is spliced from 3 exons. Gene Ontology annotation, cellular component: cytosol. Gene Ontology annotation, molecular function: pyroglutamyl-peptidase activity. The coding region runs from base 215 to 904 and encodes 229 amino acids. Gene Ontology annotation, biological process: proteolysis. The record is from RefSeq and is a predicted model, not a curated record. Lineage: Eukaryota; Metazoa; Platyhelminthes; Trematoda; Opisthorchiida; Opisthorchiidae.